AUGAGUGCGGUACUGGAGAUGUUGCGAUGAUGUCCAGUCGCACCUCGCGCGGAACUGGAUGCGGGUUUUGUCCGCCAGGUCGCUCACUGACGGCCACCGUCGAUGUCCUCAGAGGGCGAGCAACACCUUGUGCUCCCCCACGCUUCCGUUCUCUCAGACCGCACCUAUAAGAUGCGCGAUGUCUAGUUCUCCAGCCACUCUCCAGCGCCGAAAGCAGAAUCGAAGGCGACUCGGACACCGGCCAUGACGCUACUAGCCUGUGCUCGCCGCUCUCCUCUCCCUCGUUACACCUCAUGUCGUCAACACGGCGGUUACCGAUGGACCUCGCAUACUUGCAGAACCCCCGCGGCACAGCACAGUGGGACAAGUAUACGCUUUGUAUCGAGGGACAGAGAAUCUUUCUUCACUCAGGAGAGUUUCAUACCUUCCGCUUGCCUGUGCCCGACCUCUGGCUCGACAUAUUUCAGAAGAUGGUCGCCGCGGGGCUAAACGGCGUUAGUAUAUACAUUCAUUGGGGAUUGACAAAUCCUGCACCUGGUGUGCUCGACUUCGAUGAUUGGCGAGAUCUACAGCAGAUAUUCAAGGCAGCCGAGCAGGCGAGCAUAUUCAUCGUCCUGAGACCCGGUCCCUACAUCAACGCCGAAACGACCGCAGGCGGCCUCAAGCGAGCUCCGAACGAAUGCUGCAGACAUCGAAGAGUCUUGGAUGCCACGAUGCCUGACCAGAUCUCUGACGGCAGAAGUCUUAUCGCUGUGCAAGUGGACAAUGAAUACACGCAAUCACCAAUCCAACAUGCCAAAUACUUUGCCCAGCUCGAGGCGACGUACAGGUCAAACGGCAUCGUCGUCCCGCUGACGUACAACGACCCCGGCGAGGGUCGGAAUGUCAUCAAUGGCACCGGCGCGGUCGACAUUUACGGCGUUGACGCAUGCCCGCAAGGCUUCAACUGCAGUAGCCCGACGACUUGGGGACCCGUCGUGACGAACUAUCACUCGUACCACGAAGAGGUCAACCCCAGCACGCCGUGGUACAUGCCCGAGUUCCAGGGGGGAAGCUCCGAUACGUGGGGCGGCCCUGGCUACGACGCGUGCGAAGUGAUCACAGGGCCGGACUUCCGGGACGUGUUCUACAAGCAGAACUGGGCGUCGAACGUCAAGAUGACCUCAUAUUACAUGUUCUACGGUGGUACGAACUGGGGCGGUAUCGCUGCACCCGUGGUCUACAGCUCAUACGACUACGGCGGCAGUCUCCGCGAGAAUCGUGCCCUUCCGCCCAAGUUCGACGAGCUCAAGCGCCAAGGGCUCUUCCUGCGCUCAUCGCCCGAGUUCCGCAAGACCGACUGGAUCGGCGACUCAAGCACCGGUGUGUUAGUAACGAGCACGAAUGACGCGAUCUUCGUGGCGUUGCUCAGGAAUAUUGAUACUGGCGCACAGUUCGUCAUUGUCAGGCAGGCUAACAGUACUUCGACAUCAAACAUUGCUUUCAACCUGACGCUCUCUACCUCUGCAGGCACGCUCACGAUCCCGCGGACGCUCUCAUCAGGCAUUCAGCUGAACUGCCGUCAAAGCAAAGUCGUUCUGGCCGACUACACCUUCGGAAACCUUGUGCACUCGAACAAGCUCCUAUAUUCGACUGCGGCAGUGCUGUUUGCAGGCAGCAUCGGCGGCAUCGAUACAGUAUUCCUGUACGGCGACACCAACCAGGGGCACGAGUUCGCGUUCUCCUCAGGCAGCAGCCAACCUACCACCGUUGCGUUCGCUCCAGGGUUCAAGACCAGCCUCCAGGUCGUGAGUUCCCCGAAAAGCACAGCAGGCCCGCUGGUGCUGUGGGCAGACACGCAGACCGCGUCCACGUUCUUCGCACCCGCCGUCCCGACAGGCGCCGCGACAUUCACGAACUACUGGCAGUUCGGCACCAACGAGACGGUCCUGGUUGGCGGGCCGAUGCUGGUGCGGAACGCCACGGUGUCGGGCUCAUGCCUGGCAUUGCGCGGAGACCUGAACGCGUCAACUCUGCUGACGCUCAUGGUGCCCGCGUCGGUGUCGGCCGUCAGCUGGAACGGUGCGGACGUCCCCGUGAGAGGCGUGUGCGGCGCGGCUGCGUUGCCUGGCGCCAAGCUGCUCGAGGGCCAGCUGGGCUUCUCUCUCGGCAGGGGAAGCAUCAGCGUUCCAGCACUGGCGGGAUGGAGGUUCAAGGACAGCUUGCCCGAGGUGCAGAGCGGGUUCGACGACGCCAACUGGACGGUCGCCGACCACACGACGACGAAUAUCACGACCAAGCCGCUGUUUGGCGACGGGCGGGUCCUGUAUGGAUGCGAUUACGGCUUCUGCGAGAACAUUGUGCUCUGGCGUGGACAUUUUAACGGCACCGGCUGUGAGACGUCGGUGAAUCUGACCAUCAAUGGAGGGACUGCGUUUGGUGCAUCGGUCUUCCUCAACGACGUCUUCCUUGGCACGACGAAUUCGAGCGCGAGCGUUGAACAGAUAAACACCUUGUACUCCUUCCUGACGGUGCGGCCAAGACUGGGGCAGACAAUGUUAUUACAGUUGUUCAGGAUGAUAUGGGUAACGACGAGUCCCCCAAUGGCAGGUCGUCGUGCAGCUGGACGAGGACUCCACACUGGUCUUCACACAGAACGGUCGCCUCGUGGAAUCCUUGGCUUCCAGCUCAAUAGCGGCAACUUCACGACGUGGAAAGUCCAAGGCAAACUCGGCGGUUACACGAACUACCCCGACAAAGUGGGCGGCGUCCUGAACGAAGGCGGGCUGUUCGACGAGCGCGAGGGCUGGCACCUGCCGGGCUUCGACACGUUCUCUUGGGCCCCGCGGGCGCUCUCGUCCGGGCUGCCGAACGGCACGGCGAGCGUCGGGUUGUUCGUCACGACCUUGAGUCUCAUCUGGAAAAACACGAGGUGGCACACAGAGACCAGACCGGUCCAUACCACUUGGACCGCCGGACACAUCCCCCUGAGCUGGACCAUCCAGACCAAUCACUAUGAGUUAUAUACCAGUAUGUAUUACUUCAGACCGGACAUACCAUUAUUGGUGCAAUCUGUACUGCCUCCUAUGCGGCAUGUGCAAAUCUGUACCACUCCGCACCGUAACAUACUUGGUUGGCACAGGAACAGAAUCACUCGUACCUUCCUAAUCAAGUAAUUUAUUCAUGCAGUAAAAUGCUGUU
Molecule: messenger RNA, 3180 nt
Organism: Phanerochaete carnosa HHB-10118-sp
Lineage: Eukaryota; Fungi; Basidiomycota; Agaricomycetes; Polyporales; Phanerochaetaceae
Product: glycoside hydrolase family 35 protein
Exons: 13
Coding region: 294-3155 (953 amino acids)
Biological process (GO): carbohydrate metabolic process
Cellular component (GO): vacuole
Molecular function (GO): beta-galactosidase activity
Source: RefSeq, a predicted model, not a curated record